CAGGGCUGUGGAUGUUCCCGAAUAUCGCGCAUGCGCGCAGUAAACAAAAGGAGUCGGGGUGAUCGGCACAGGUUAAAAAUGACAAGGAAUUUGUCUACGGGAAUCUCGAACACAACACGCUAGUUUUGCUGUCUCUGUCCAAAUAAUUAAGAAGUGGAACAAGGGAUUCACUCGAUCAUCCUUCCUGCUCAGACUGUGGGGAGGGAUUCACUCGAUCAUCUGAACGACUGGCAUGCCUGUCAUUUUACACGGGGGGGGGGGGGACCCAUUCAUCUGAUUAGACAGUGGGAAUGGAUUCAGUCGGUCAUUUCAACUGAAGGUGCAUCAGCAAGUUCACACUGGGACAAGGCCAUUCACCUGUUCUGUGUGUGAGAAGGGAUUCAGUCGGUCUUCCCACCUAUGGACACACCAGUCAGUUCACACUGGGCAGAGUCUGGUCAUCUGCUGAAUUUGUGGGGAAGGAUUCAUUCAGUCAUCUGACCUAAUGGCUCACCAGCGAGUUCACACUGGAGAGAGGCCGUUCACCUGCUCAGACUGUGGGAAGGGAUUCACUUGGUCAUCCCAACUGAAGGUACAUCAGCGAAUUCACACUGGAGAGAGGCCAUUCACCUGCUCAGACUGUGGGAAGGGAUUCACUCAGUCAUCCACCCUAAUGGCUCACCAGCGAGUUCACACUGGAGAGAGGCCAUUCACCUGCUCAGUCUGUGGGAAGGGAUUCACUGAAUCAUCCUCCUUAAAGAGACACCAGUCAAUUCACACAGGGGAGCGGCCGUUCACCUGCUUAAUCUGUGGGAAGGGUUUCACUGAAUCAUCCUCCCUAUUGGGACACCAGUCAGAUCACACCGGGGAGUGGCCAUUCACCUGCUCAGACUGUGGGAAGGGAUUCACCUUCUCAUCUCAACUGAAGGUACAUCAGCGAGUUCACACUGGAGAGAGGUCAUUCACCUGCUUAGUCUGUGGGAAAGGAUUCACUUGCUCAUCUAAACUGAAAGAACAUCAGCGAGUUCACACUGGAGAGAGGCCGUUCACCUGCUCAGACUGUGGGAAGGGAUUCACUCAGUCAUCCCACCUACAAGCACAUCAGUCAGUUCACACUGAAAAGAGGGAUUUCACCUGCUCAGAAUGUGGGAAAGGGUUCCCUUGCUCAUAUAAACUGAAGGUACAUCAGCGAGUUCACACUGCAGAGAGGGAUUUCAACUGCUCAGAAUGUGGGAAGGGAUUCACUUGCUCAUAUAAACUGAAGGUACAUCAGCGAGUUCACACUGCAGAGAGGCCAUUCACUUGCAAAGACUGUGGGAAGGGAUUCACUUGGUCAUCUAAUCUGAAGGACCAUCAGCGAGUUCACACUGGAGAGCGGCCGUUCACCUGCUCAGACUGUGGGAAGGGAUUCACUUGCUCAUCUAAACUGAAGGAACAUCAGCGAGUUCACACUGGAGAGAGGCCAUUCACCUGCUCAGACUGCGGGAAGGGAUUCACUCAGUCAUCCACCCUAAAGGCUCACCAGCGACUUCACACUGGGGAGAGGCCAUUCACCUGCUCAUUCUGUGGGAAGGGAUUCACUUGCUCAUCUAAACUGAAGGUACAUCAGCGAGUUCACACCGGAGAGAGGCUGUUCACCUGCUCAGACUGUGGGAAGGGAUUCACCUUGUCAUCUCAGCGACUCAGACACCAGUCACUUCACACCGGGGAGUGGGCAUUCACCUGCUUAGUUUGUGGGAAUGGAUUCACUCGGUCAUACUACCUACUGGUACCCCAGUGAGUUCACACUGAGGAGAGGCCGUUCACCUGUUCAGACUGUUGGAAGGGAUUCACUCGGUUAUCUCAACUACUGAGACACCAGCGAGUUCAUACUGGUCCGAUCCCCUACUAAGAGUUAAGGAAGAAAUUCUCUCAGCCAAAUCAAGCAUCAUUGAGUUCCCACAGGGGAGAAACUAUUCACCUGUUGUGAAUGUGGGAAGUGAUUCACUCAGUUAUCUAACCUUGUGACACCUUACGGGGUUCACACUGGGGAGAGAGUUUCAGUAAGCUGCAUUCUGGAUACUUAUGCAUCACCAUUGCUGAACGCUAUUUCGAGAGUGUCUGACGGUGCUGAGCUGUGUAAUUAUUGCUGUUCCGCACCCUGGUCACUGGACAUGGGAGAAGUUUCUUCUGCUGCACAUUCACCUUUAAUGGGACUGGAGUUUAGUAUUCUGGAUCUGAGAUAAAUAAAUCAGUUCUAUUUUAAACUCUGUCUCUGGUACUUAGUGAAUUUACAACACAACUAGUGUACAGUAGAGAAUCAACUUUGCCAGUGAUUCAGUUCCACGACGGUCCUUUUAAAUCCUCCCCUGUUGUUCAUCUCUCGCUCUCCCUGUGGUGAUGGGUUCCAAACAGUCACCACUCUGUGGGUGAAGAGGUUUCCCUUGAAUAUUCUGCAGACUGAAGAAGUCGAGCUGACUGCAGUUCUGUCUGAGAUGUUCAUCGCCCCUCAAAUCUCUGGGCUGAGGAAGAAUGACAUUGGUCGUUAACCUCCUUAUUUAGGGCUCAUUUCCACAUUAUGGGUCAUUUUCCCUGCUUGUAAAGGGUUGUUAGAAAAAAAAAAACACUGUCCUCUAAAUACUGAAAGCAGAAUGGGAAACCAUCAGUUGGAUGUUCAACGAAACAGGGUCAGAAACCAGAGGCUGGUCUGCACAGGGCAGAGUUUGGGGCUCUGGACGAUGGUCGGGGUAAGAACGUAUGAUGAGGAGAAGGGAAUCAGCAGCGGGGCAUGGCAACAAAUGACAGAGUAACAACGUUUGGAAACUGAUUGGCAGAGAAAAUAAUUCGGUUGUCUGACUAUUGACACAAGUAAUGCCUGUUGUGAGGUGCUCCACUGGUCGAGGACAUAUGUGUGUUGAGAAUGGUUUUAUUUAUUGAGGGAGUUGUUCCUGCUUGUUUAUCCUGUCAUACUAUAUCUGGAUGGUUAUUAUGGAUUAUCCUAUCAGUAAUGAUGUAUUGAUUAUCAUAUAAAUUGUGAGAUUCUGUCCCUAACUGGAUCAGGCUUGAAUUUAUGGUGCCUUAAUGAAGUUAUGGUGGUCAUUCAUGAGUAGGUAUUUUAAAGCAAGAUUUUGGUGAAUGAUAUUUGCCACUUGAUUGUACCUGCAUAAGUAAUCAGAUUGAGUUAACCUGCUGCAGGAUCCUGGAAUGUGUUGGAUUGUGUCUGGUUUCUCUUGGCAAUUUCUGCAUUUCCUUGUUUGUUUGUUUUGUAUGUUUUUUUUUUCUUUUUGUUAACCACCUUGUCCAGUAUUUCUGCAAGGAACCCCUCUGUUUCUGGGAAGAGGUCUCCAACUCUCAGUCAGGUGCUCGAUGCUUCCUUGUCACCAUCUCGUCUGCUCAGAUCGUUGGGAUGUCUCCCAUGGAGGGUCAUACUCAUUCCACUGGUUAAUGUUUUCUUCCAUAGUGAUGAUUCAUUUUUCUGAGUUAGCCUCUCAUUUAAGUUUUUUCGUCUGUAUCUCUUAUCACAAUUGCAUAUGCACAUGGGGCACUGAAUCCUAUUAUUUUUUGAUGAAAAUAUAUACUUAGAACUUUUCUCUGACUGUUGUGUGAUUUUUUUUCAUGUGUGUUAUUCUUCCUCCUUCUAUCCAGGGUAGUGUUAAUCUAAGUGGAUUUCAGUGUAAAUAGUCUUUUCUAAAUUUGUCAUUUCAGUUCUUAUUUAUCUUUGUAAAUUUUACUGAUUGAAAUGGGACCAAGAUAUUUUCAUUAAAAAGUUAAUGUCGGUAUUGAUGAGAGUGUUUAUUGCCUUUGUUGUAUUUGUUCACUAUUGAGCUCUGUUUGGCAGGUUUAUUUAAGCCUUGAACUGAAUUUUGUCAAAGGUUUUUCCAAUUUUGCACCACUUUCUAUUGUUUUUGCUUGUUGAUUUUUCAGAUAUGUCGGUAUCAAGAGUCCCAAAGAAGGGUCUUGGCCCAAAAUAUUGAUUCCCAUCCAUAGAUGCUGCCUGACAUGCUGAGCUCCUCCAGCACUUUGUGUGUAGUUCUCUAGAUUUCUAGCAUCUGCAGGUCCUUUUGUUUCCCAGAUACUUAUGUGUUUCUUGAAAGAACAAGCCACGAACAAGCUGGUAGUGGGGUUGUGU
Molecule: messenger RNA, 4087 nt
Organism: Mobula hypostoma (lesser devil ray)
Lineage: Eukaryota; Metazoa; Chordata; Chondrichthyes; Myliobatiformes; Myliobatidae
Product: zinc finger protein 229-like
Exons: 2
Coding region: 485-1759 (424 amino acids)
Source: RefSeq, a predicted model, not a curated record